Messenger RNA from Clonostachys rhizophaga, 594 nucleotides. Lineage: Eukaryota; Fungi; Ascomycota; Sordariomycetes; Hypocreales; Bionectriaceae. The record is from the annotation of a GenBank genome assembly.
AUGGCUUCUCGGCUUUUUCAGGCCUAUAAUAGCGCUCUUACUCGUAGGCCACUAUUAACCCAGAGCAUCACUGCCGCUUCACUCUAUGCAGUUGGCGAUGUGAUCGCUCAAGGCGUUUCUGCGAGUGCUGACAUUGAGAAAUCAAAAUGGGACUCGGAGAGAACCCUGCGAAUGACGGCUAUUGGAGGGUUUGCGCUAGGUCCGACUAUGGCCGUAUGGUAUCGACUACUCCAAAGGAGAAUCCAACUGUCCACUCACACACGUAGCGUGCUUGCUCGAGUUCUGGCCGACCAAGCCAUCUUCGCCCCUGGGUCGAUUGUAGGACUAUACUACCUCACGGAGCUUCUUCAACCGUCCACAGGCACCAUUCGAGAUAGGUUAUCAGCUGCUCAGCAAAGUGUUGAGAGUUCUUUCACCCAGGUGCUGCUCAGAAACUACACUCUAUGGCCAGCGGUAUCCUAUCUAAACUUUUCCUACGUUCCUCUUCAGUAUCGACUACUUGUUUCCAACACCGUCGCCAUAUUUUGGAGCGCCUACCUAUCAUUUACAGUGAACCGGGUCGAGCCGGGUGAGGAGGGCUCCAAACAACGGUAA